This is a messenger RNA of Candidozyma auris, 966 nucleotides long. It is a transcript of the gene CTF5, whose product is annotated as Ctf5p. Bases 1 to 966 code for a protein of 321 amino acids. The transcript has a single exon. The record is from RefSeq and is a predicted model, not a curated record. NCBI's taxonomy places the organism in Eukaryota, Fungi, Ascomycota, Pichiomycetes, Serinales, Metschnikowiaceae. Gene Ontology annotation, cellular component: kinetochore.
AUGGAGGUCCACGCCGAGAUCGAUUCUCUCAAGAGCGAGAUCGCCGCUCUCAGAGCUGACAUUGGGCUUUUGCAGAGCGACCACGAUGCGCUCUAUCGUAAAGUCGCCAGCUUCGAGGCUUCCAACAAGCAUCGCAACUUGCAAAGGCUUCGGCCUCCUUCACGGCACUUGCCGCCAGCCGACGACCCGCCAUUGAUUCUCGACUCGUACUUUGACGACUCGAUCAAGGCUUAUUUUGCUAGCGAGGCCACUUCUGUGGGCCAGAAACCUGCCCAGAACGCUCCUUCUGGCGACUCCCUCGUUGCCAUCCAAGAACGUACUCGCCAGGGCGCAUACGCUCUUUUGGAAAGCAUCCACAGAUUUGGCGGCAUCACCGCGUUUCCCAUCAAUGACGUUUUGUACGACUCUUCUGAGGAUGCUUUGCUAGGCUUGCGCUUCGAUGUGCUAUCACAUUCAUCAAACGCUUUCCUACCGUCGCACUAUGUGAUCUUACGAAGAAUAUUGCUCAAGGAUCAGCGCACCCAUUGGCAAGUCUUUCGUUACACAACUCCCGCUUACAUCUCCUUGGAUGCUUGUAAGCAUCAUUUGCAAGACCCUGAUGAAUCUAGGGGGCUACGUAAGUUUUGCGAGCACAUCAGAGACGCUUUGGUUGCAACUCAGUUUAAGCACGAUACGAUAAAGCACAUUUGCCUGCUCAGUUACACUGACUUUGGCCUGGAUACCUCUGAUGCCAUUCCACUCGCAUUGAAGGAGAUUGAUCUCCAAUGCCGUCGUAUCGUCUUAUCUUUGGCGAAAUACUCCAUAGAGCUACAUCUCACGAGCACAGCCAUCGAGUCAGUGAGUUCAACACUUCCAGAAGCGGCUGCAUUUCACUUGACUGCCUUACUUACAAACGCUACGAUUGACACUCUCAAAACUGCAUUCUCCUCAGCAUUGAUAUAUCUUCGUGAGGAAAACAUCAUAUAG